CCCACUACAUACAACCACUCUCUCUGUCUCUCUCAAAAAAUUAUUGGUUAAUUAUAAUUCUAAGACUCAAGCCAAUUAUAAAUUCUGACCAAUCAAUAACUUCUCCUCAAUCUCUCCCUCCUAUAUAUAUAUCUCCCAAAAUUACACCCCUUGUAAUUUCAUACUCUCUCUCUCUCUCUGAAACACUCUUUGUUUCUGUCUCUAAAGCACACAUUCUCUCUCUAGGUUGUAGUAGUAGACCUCCUUCCUGGAAUCGAUCAGCAGAAGCAGAGUCGCAGCAGAACGGUAGCUGCAGAAGACAUAUCCCCCUUCAGUUAGUUACAUAACGGUUUUUUUUCCUCCCCAUUUUGCCCUUCUAUCCUGAUCCAAUUUCCACUCAAAUGCCAUUGAUCUGAAACUGAAACAAAGAAAAAAAUAAAUAAAUAAAUAACCAAUUUCACUUUUAUCAGCCUCUGAAACCACCAUGAUCUCUUGGCACGACCUCUACACCGUCUUGACGGCGGUGGUUCCGCUCUACGUGGCGAUGAUCUUGGCCUACGGUUCCGUCCGGUGGUGGAAGAUUUUCAGCCCCGACCAGUGCUCCGGCAUCAACCGCUUCGUCGCCAUCUUUGCCGUCCCUCUCCUCUCUUUCCACUUCAUCUCCAGCAACAAUCCUUAUGCCAUGAACUUCCGAUUCAUCGCCGCCGACACUCUCCAGAAGAUCAUAAUGCUCUUUGCUCUCACCAUCUGGACCAACGUCAGCCGCAACGGCAGCCUCGACUGGAUGAUCACAAUAUUCUCUCUCUCUACACUUCCAAACACUCUUGUCAUGGGAAUCCCUCUCUUGAUCGCCAUGUACGGCGAUUACUCGGGGAAUCUCAUGGUUCAGGUCGUGGUUUUGCAGUGUAUAAUUUGGUACACUCUUCUUCUCUUCCUUUUCGAGUAUCGUGGUGCCAAAAUGCUCAUAAUGGAGCAGUUCCCGGAGACCGCUGCGUCGAUUGUUUCGUUCAAGGUCGAGUCCGACGUGGUCUCCCUCGACGGUCACGAUUUUCUCGAGACCGACGCGGAGGUCGGCUAUGACGGGAAGCUCCAUGUCACGGUGAGGAAAUCCAACGCGUCGAGGCGGUCAUUUUCGGGACUGACCCCUCGGCCGUCGAACCUCACCGGUGCCGAGAUUUACAGCUUGAGCUCGUCGAGAAACCCUACGCCGAGGGGCUCGAAUUUCAACCACUCCGAUUUCUACUCCAUGAUGGGUUUUCCCGGUGGGAGGUUAUCAAAUUUUGGUCCGGCUGACAUGUACUCAGUGCAGUCCUCGAGAGGCCCGACGCCGAGGCCGUCGAGUUUCGAUGAAAACUGCACUCAGGGAGCUCAGACAAUGAACUCCCCAAGAUUUGGGUUUUACCCCGGACAGUCAGUGCCGACUUCUUAUCCGGCACCGAAUCCCGAAAUUGCAUCUACGGUUACUAAAACGGUGAAAAACCAACCAUCACAGCCACAGACACAGACACAGACACAGAUACAGCCACAACAGCAGAUUAUUAAUCAGAGCAAAUCAAACCAUGAUGUUAAGGAGCUCCACAUGUUUGUUUGGAGUUCCAGUGCAUCACCCGUGUCGGAAGGCGGUGGGCUCCACGUGUUCGGCGGUACUGACUUCCCCGCGCCUGAGCAAUCUGGACGGUCCGAUCAUGGAGCUAAGGAAAUCAGGAUGUUGGUCGCAGAUCACCCCCAAAAUGGGGAAAACAAAGUUAUUCCGAAGAGUGAGCACUUCAGCUUUUUUGGUGGUGGUGAUGAGAGAGGAGGAGAGGAGGAGAGAGAAAAGGAGGGACCCACAGGACUCAUCAAGUUAGGGUCCAGCUCCACCACAGAACUACACCCUAAAAUGGCCGGAGUUGACGACUCUGGAAAACAAAUGCCUCCGGCAAGCGUUAUGACCCGUCUGAUCUUGAUCAUGGUUUGGCGUAAACUUAUACGAAACCCCAACACGUACUCAAGCCUCAUUGGCCUAAUUUGGUCUCUCAUUGCAUGCAGGUGGCAUGUUGCUAUGCCAAAAAUAAUAAAGGAGUCCAUUGCUAUACUAUCAAAUGCUGGUCUUGGAAUGGCUAUGUUCAGCUUAGGAUUGUUUAUGGCUCUUCAACCUAAGAUAAUUGCAUGCGGCAACUCAGUGGCAACAUUCGCGAUGGCUGUCAGGUUCCUCACCGGCCCGGCUGUGAUGGCCGCAGCUUCUAUCGCCGUUGGCCUUCGCGGGACCCUCCUCCACGUCGCCAUUGUGCAGGCCGCACUUCCUCAAGGUAUUGUUCCAUUUGUCUUUGCCAAAGAAUAUAAUGUUCAUCCUGCAAUUCUUAGCACUGCGGUAAUUUUUGGAAUGUUGAUUGCAUUGCCCAUUACUCUAGUUUACUACAUUCUUCUCGGAUUGUGAAAUUGAAAACAAAUGUAGUCGAGAACUUGAAGGGAUUUUUCAUUGUUGGACAUGCAUCUUGCUUGGAAGAAUUGAUGAUCGAUUAACGCAAAAGAGGUCAUUUUGUGAAGAAUUUAUAUAGCCUCUCAGAUAUUUGAAUCAGUAUAUUUUUUUUAGUGAAGAUCAUAUCAUAUGCGCUUAAACCUGACAUGUAUCAAGUUAUUCAAAUCCUCAAGGAAAGCAAAGAUGUCAGAAAACUCAUCUGAGCAAAAGGGAGGCAAGAGGGAGAAAAUUAAACAAGGGAAGAUCUCACUGAUUCAAAAUAUUUGUACCUAAUCUUUAGGCGUGUAAAGUUUUGUUUGAUAAUUCAUCUUCGCUGAUUAUUUAUAAUCAAAGAAGUAAUAGAGGGAUUAAGGAGGCUAUUCCUUAUAUUUUGUUCUUAGUGUUGUUUAGGUUUGUUAAUUGCCACUUAAUUACAAAUGAGUUUGGUUUGUUCUUUGUUGUUUCCAUUGACUUGUAUGUAAUUACUUCAAACUUCAAUGAUCAAAAGUGGAGAUUGUAUGUAA
This is a messenger RNA of Camellia sinensis, 2940 nucleotides long. The record is from RefSeq and is a predicted model, not a curated record. Lineage: Eukaryota; Viridiplantae; Streptophyta; Magnoliopsida; Ericales; Theaceae.